AUGAGGGUUAGGAAGCUUGGAGUGUUAACACUCGCGUUUGCUCUGAUAUUGGAACUGACGUUCGGAAAAUUCUUGGUGGAGAAGAACAAUCUGAAAGUGACGUCACCCGAAACCAUCAAAGGUGUCUACGAAUGUGCCAUUGGGAACUUCGGAAUUCCCAAAUACGGUGGAACACUUGUCGGAACCGUCGACUAUCCCAAAUCAAACCACAAGGCUUGUAAGAGCUUCAACGACUUCGAUCUCUCCUUCAAGUCCAAACCUGGUCGAUUACCAACUUUUGUUCUCAUUGAUCGAGGAGAUUGUUACUUCACUUUGAAAGCAUGGAACGCGCAGCAAGCCGGAGCAGCGGCGAUUCUUGUAGCCGAUAACAAAAUCGAGCCGUUGAUCACAAUGGACACACCUGAAGAAGACAAGGCUGAUUCAGAUUACCUCGAGAAGAUCAACAUUCCUUCAGCUUUAGUCACCAAAUCAUUAGGAGACAGCAUAAAGUCAGCUCUAUCCGACGGCAACAUGGUCAACAUGAACCUAGACUGGACAGAAUCAGUCCCACACCCCGACGAGCGCGUCGAAUACGAGCUGUGGACCAACAGCAACGACGAGUGCGGACAGAAAUGUGAUACGCAGAUUGAGUUUCUCAGGAGCUUUAAAGGAGCAGCUCAGAUUCUUGAGAAAGGAGGGUACACUCAGUUUACGCCGCAUUACAUUACUUGGUAUUGUCCUGAGGCGUUUCUGGUGAGUAAGCAGUGUAAGUCUCAGUGUAUCAAUGGUGGGAGGUACUGUGCUCCGGAUCCUGAGCAGGAUUUUAAUAAAGGGUACGAUGGGAAAGAUGUUGUUGUUCAGAAUUUAAGGCAGGCUUGUGUUUAUAGAGUUGUUAAUGAGACUGGUAAGGCUUGGAUGUGGUGGGACUAUGUGACUGAUUUUUCUCUCCGGUGUCCUAUGAAAGAGAAGAAGUAUACAAAGGAGUGUGCUGAUGAAGUUAUCAAGUCGCUUGGUAUUGAUCUCAAGAAGGUAGAUAAGUGUAUUGGAGACACUGAAGCUGAUGUGGAGAAUCCAGUUCUUAAAGCAGAGCAGGAGUCACAGAUAGGCAAAGGUACUCGUGGAGACGUGACUAUCCUCCCAACACUUGUGGUGAACAACAGGCAAUACAGAGGUAAGUUGGAGAAAGGAGCAGUGCUCAAAGCUUUAUGUGCCGGUUUUCAAGAGACAACGGAACCAGCAAUAUGUUUAACUGAAGAUCAACAAACCAAUGAGUGUUUAGAAAACAAUGGUGGGUGCUGGCAAGACAAAGAUGCUAACAUUACUGCAUGCCUGGAUACUUUUAGGGGAAGACUGUGUGAGUGCCCUACUGUUCAAGGUGUCAAAUUCGUUGGUGAUGGUUACACUCAUUGCAAAGCUUCUGGACCUAUGCACUGUGGAAUCAACAAUGGAGGAUGCUGGAGAGAAACCAGAGGUGGCUAUACAUACUCUGCUUGCCAUGAUGAUCAUUCAAGUGGCUGCAAAUGCCCACCAGGGUUUAAGGGAGAUGGAGUAAAGAGCUGUGAAGAUGUGGAUGAGUGCAAAGAGAAACUAGCUUGCCAGUGUCCUGAAUGUAAAUGCAAAAACACAUGGGGAAGUUUUGAAUGCAGCUGCGGGAAGGGUUUGCUUUACAUGCGUGAGCAUGAUACUUGCAUUGGAAAAUUUGGAGCGACGAAACUAAGCUGGAGCUCUCUGUGGAUUCUCGUACUUGCAUUAGCUGCCGCGAGUCUUUCAGCAUAUGCCAUCUACAAAUACAGAAUCAGGAGUUACAUGGACUCGGAGAUUCGGGCGAUCAUGGCACAGUACAUGCCUUUGGACAGCCAACCCAACACUACCGGACCUGAUCAUAUGGACUUUUGA
Microthlaspi erraticum is the source of this 1875-nucleotide messenger RNA. NCBI's taxonomy places the organism in Eukaryota, Viridiplantae, Streptophyta, Magnoliopsida, Brassicales, Brassicaceae. The record is from the annotation of a GenBank genome assembly.